Laccaria bicolor S238N-H82 is the source of this 783-nucleotide messenger RNA. RefSeq lists its product as uncharacterized. The transcript has a single exon. Lineage: Eukaryota; Fungi; Basidiomycota; Agaricomycetes; Agaricales; Hydnangiaceae. The record is from RefSeq and is a predicted model, not a curated record. The coding region runs from base 168 to 581 and encodes 137 amino acids.
AAAAGCGUCGCUUAUCCAGCUCCUUACGGCAAUAAUUUCUGUUCUUCUUCAACUCGUUCUUCACCCACUCCCCCUCCUCCUCCUCCCGUUAAACCGAGGGAUUUUGUCCUCCCUCUCCCCUACUCACGCCAGAGACGUCAGGACGUCUCUGCGCCAAAUACCUCUACAUGUCCAUGGGUGCCCUCCUCGUACCCACCUUCCGCUCUUCUCCCAACCUCCUAUCUCUCCCCCUCGAGCAAUACAUAACCCACCUCAUCACGCACACCCACCUUCCCUUCUCCAUCAUCCCAUGCACGCUCAUCCUUGUACACAACGUGCGCAGAUCCUUCCUGGACAAUCCCACGCGAAGCAAACACUUUUUAUGCGUGUUUGAUCCGCACAAGUUGUGGGCUGGGUUGUUUAUCAACGCUGCGCGCGCUUUGUGUCCUUCCAACCCCAAUGUGAAGAACUUGGAGUAUUGGAGCGAGGUGGCGGGGAUACCGAUGAAGGAGAUUGAGGGUGUUGUGAGGGAGUAUUUGAUGUUGACGGUGCGAGAUGUUGUUUCAGAGUGCCUGAGGUUGAGCGGAUGGUUGGGAGGUUAAUGAGGGUUGUGGAGGGGCGGGAAUGGAAUGCUUCGUUUGAGGAGAAGUUGGUGGGGAUUUUAGGAGGAAGGAAGUGAAUUACUCGUUUGAUGAUGAUAGAAAGUGAAUAGUGACGCCUGGCGCGUUCCCCGCUCAAUUGCUUGUAUAUCUUGUUUCUAGUUGUUUGCUACGUACGAAUUUAUGGUUUCGUGUCUCUGUCUCU